Messenger RNA from Lentinula edodes (shiitake mushroom), 2203 nucleotides. Its product is annotated as DHS-like NAD/FAD-binding domain-containing protein. NCBI's taxonomy places the organism in Eukaryota, Fungi, Basidiomycota, Agaricomycetes, Agaricales, Omphalotaceae. Gene Ontology annotation, molecular function: histone deacetylase activity, NAD-dependent; NAD+ binding. The coding region runs from base 74 to 2083 and encodes 669 amino acids. The transcript has 3 exons. Gene Ontology annotation, cellular component: mating-type region heterochromatin. Gene Ontology annotation, biological process: regulation of DNA repair; replication-born double-strand break repair via sister chromatid exchange; pericentric heterochromatin formation. The record is from RefSeq and is a predicted model, not a curated record.
GUGGAUUUCCAGCGUCACAUGAGACUGUACUCGGUGAAUCCUUCUCUUCUACCUUCACCUCCUUUUUCUAUUCAUGACACUAUUUCUCCCGUUGGAGGAAUCCGCGUCCUCGACUUCAAUACCAACGUUCGUGAUCAAACCCAGUGAACCCGCCCCUCAAGUUCUGAAAGUUAUCAAGUCAAUUUUGAAGGCAAAGCGAAUCGUAGUGAUAUGUGGUGCCGGAAUAUCUGUUAAAGCUGGAAUACCUGAUUUUAGAUCUUCGGAUGGCCUCUUCCAGACGUUGAAACGGGACAAUCCUAAAGAUGCUUUGUCGUCAGGGAAAGACUUGUUCGACGCUUCUGUCUUCAAUACUGAGCACAAAACUGCAUUAUUCUGCCAAAUGAUUGCAAGGCUGUCUGAUCUUUCCAAAGCCGCUGAACCGACAGCAUUUCACCAUCUCCUAAAAACCCUCGACUUCAAUGGUCGUCUUUUACGCGUAUACACUCAGAACAUUGACGCUAUAGAGUUAAAAUCUGGUCUCUCUUUUGGCGUCCCAGAAUUCGAAGGUAAACGAAGCAAACCGCGUAUCGCCACGUUUCAGGAGGUCGGUGACCCGGGCCCAUCUAGCACUUCUAAUAGAACACCACGAUGUAUACCUCUUCACGGAACCCUUCAACGAGUCCAUUGCCAGAUCUGCACACACUCUUUCCCCCUUUCGGACUAUCUAUCAUCCUUGACAGCCGGAGUUCCCCCGGAAUGCCCAGAGUGCACUUCAAUGGAACGAACAAGACAGCUGAUAGGCAAGCGUGCCCGUGGAGUGGGGAAAUUACGGCCGAGCGUGGUGCUUUAUAAUGAAACGCACAAAGACGGCGAGGGCGUUGGAGAAGCUGUUCAGAAAGAUCUCAUUGGAGGGAAAGGGCGUAGUGGAGCAGAUUUGCUCUUAGUAGUCGGGACGUCUCUCCGGGUGCCUGGCACUAAACGGAUGGUCAGAGAAUUCUCAAAGGCUGUUCACUCAAGGGGAUCUACCUCGAAGGAGAGCACUCCCGGAAGUGAUGAACCAGUGUCCCAGCAACAGCAGCAGCCGUUAAAAUCCGUUUACUUGAAUCUGGAUUUCCCUGUUCCAACGAGAGAAUGGGAGGGCGUCUUCGAUGUAUGGGUGCAGGGCGAUGCACAGACGUUUGCGCACAUGUUGCAAGAAGAGUUGAAGAAAGAAUUACAUGCCAAGGAAGUAGCUGUCGAAAAACGGAGAAAGAAGGAAGAAGAACUAGCUCUUGCUGUCCUUUCCGGACUUCCUUCAGUGAAGCAAAAACCCAAAGCAAAGACAAAGACGAAAGAAGAAUCACAUGAUAAGAAGCGAAAGGGCUUCGUUGGUGAGGAGCAUGAAAUCAAGCGAAAGAAGUUGGUGGUCGAAGUUCCUACAUAUUCACAGAUAUUCUCGCAAUCUCAUCCAAAAAAAUAUCCCCUGCACUCCCCGUCUCGCAUAUCUCUACUACCUCCUUCUCCUGUCUCGCCCAUUUGCGCCCCGUCUCGCAUAUCUCAAUCACCUUCCUCUCCAGUCUCACCCCUUCGCCAUCUCACAAUACGUAUACCUCCUCGUUCCCAAAUUGUCAAACCCCCAUCUCAGUCCCUCAUCCAAUCCUACCUCUCACCUUCACCUUUGACACCAGCCAAAACGUCACCUACUCUUGGCCGGCCACCUCCUACACCCGAUCAUACACCUCCACGGAUUGGCUCUCUCAACUUCCCCACUAACAAGCAAGACCACAAUUCUUAUUCAAUCCCUCAAUUCAAGCAUCAUCGGAUACCUCCUUCAGAAUCAGCUAGCCCUAGUUUAUUAAGCGAGGACGAGAGCAGAUACGAUCCUCAUGUCCAAGCCCUUGGCGGAAAGCAUUCCCGGCGCGACGGUACGAGAUCUAGUGGAGAAGGCACAUGGCAGGGUAGCUAUUAUUUACAGUUUCAAUCCCCAAGGAAUAGUAUUCGUCGUUCGCUUGGGGACUCGGAUAUCGAUAUGGAUAUGUCUACGCAUAAUAUGGAUGAUUUUAGAGACAGGAUGGGCACGUCAUGUUUACGGACCACACAGGUGGAAGUUGGAGAUGGUGGAUGACGAGCUUUCCGACAGUUUUUAAUCGGUGCGGAUGUACUAUUCUGUAAGCCGGGACAUUCCUGGUAAGCAGCAGUAGACUAUAUUAUCGACGCUUAUCGCAAAUACUUAAUUUAUAUCUUG